GCUGGCUGGCGGCGCGCGUGCCCCGCGGGCAGGAGCGGCGGCGGCGGGAGCGACGGCGGGAGCUGCGGGCGUGUGCGCAGGGAGCGCAGCGAAGGCGGGCAGGGGGGAGCGGCAGCGGCGGCGGAGGCACUUGGAGGAGGGGGACGAACUGCCGCACACUUUUGGCCACUGGACGGGAGAGGGGGGACGGAGGCUGCAUGUGCGCAGCGUCGCUCGCGGAUCUCCCGAGACUGAUCUCAGCAUCCCGCAGGCUCAGUAAAAAGCAGCGACGAAACAUCAGCCGCUGCCAGACAUGGAUGAAGGAAUCUCCCGCCUGCCGGAGAGGCAGCUACUGGAGCAUAGGGAUUUUAUAGGGCUGGACUACCCUGCCCUGUAUGUGUGCAAACCCAAAAGAGGAGUGAAGAGGGACGACAGCAAGGAAACGUACAAACUGCCACAUAGAUUGAUAGAAAAGAAGAGGCGAGACAGGAUUAACGAAUGCAUUGCUCAGCUGAAGGAUUUACUGCCCGAGCAUCUGAAACUAACGACGCUGGGACACCUGGAGAAAGCGGUGGUGCUGGAACUGACUUUGAAGCACUUGAAAGCGCUAACAGCCUUAACAGAGCAGCAGCACCAGAAGAUAAUUGCUUUGCAGAAUGGUAAGCGGAGUCUGGGGGACACCGCCGCUAGGGCACACCGGAGGCGGGCGGGGGGGCCGCGGAGCGGGGCACCCCAUGCUGGAGCCGCGGGUAAACGCUGUCCCCGCUCGGUCUCUCCCGCAGGGGAGCGGUCCAUGAAGUCUCCGGUGCAGGCCGACCUGGACGCCUUCCACUCGGGCUUCCAGACGUGCGCGAAGGAAGUGCUGCAGUACCUCUCCCGCUUCGAGAGCUGGACCCCCCGCGAGCAGCGAUGCGCGCAGCUCCUCGGCCACCUGCACUCCAUCUCGUCGCAGUUCCUCUCCGGCCCUCAGCUCCUCUCCCCACCGCCGGGCCCCCUCAGCAAGGGAUCCUCCUCCUCUUCCUCCCCGCCCGCCCCCCCCUGCGCGCCGGGCCACAAGCCGGAGGGCCAGGCUAACUGCGUGCCCGUCAUCCAGCGGACUCACGCCGCCGAGCUCAGCGCCGAGACCGACACGGACACGGACAGCGGCUACGGCGGGGAGGGCGAGGCGCGCCCCGAGCGCGGCCCCGCGGCGGCGGCUGGGGGAGCGCUGCCCGCCCUGGCCAUCAAGCAGGAGCCGUCGGGGGACGAGCUGCCCCCUGCGCCCAAACGGCUGAAGCUGGAUCGCGGCGGGAGCCCCAUGCCCGGCCCGCCGGGGCUAGCGGCGCGGGGAGCCGAGGCGGCGGCGGCGGCAGCGGCGGCGGCGCUGGUCAGACCCGACGCCGCCCUGCUGGGCUCGCUGAUGGCCCUGGGAGCGGGCGGCGGCGGUGGCCCCUUCGGACAGCCGCCGGCGGCCCCUUUCUGCCUGCCCUUCUACUUCAUCUCCCCCUCGGCCGCCGCCGCCUACAUGCAGCCCUUCCUGGAUAAAAGCAGUCUGGAGAAGUAUCUCUACCCCGCCGCCCCCAUCCCGCUCCUUUACCCGGGCAUCUCGGCCCAGGCGGCCGCCGCCGCGGCAGCCGCCGCCGCCUCCUUUCCCUGCCUCUCCUCCGUGCUCGGCCCCGAGAAGGCGGCGGCGGCCGCCACCGGGCUGCCCCCGACGCCCCACCUCCCGCACCCCUUCGCUGCCGCCGCCGAGCCCGGCGAGGAGCCCGAGCCCGCAGCUGCCGAGGAGCCCUGCGCCGAGGGCCCGUGAGACGCCCCGGGGGCUCCUCGCCGCCGCUGCCCUCCCCUCGGACUGAGGGGCCGUCGGGCCCGCACUUGCGCCCCCGGGUUCCUACGGAGGGCAGGGGUCGCCGGGGCCGGUGAUCGCCGAGAGCUGGCGGCCGCGGGAUGUCGCGCCCGGCCCGGGGGUGUUCCGCUGCCGGGGCGGCAGGUCCCGGAGCGGCCCCCGCAGAGGACCGUCGAGGAUAAAAUUUGUUACUCAGUAUUUUUUUAAUGUUUGGCUUUAUAAAUGCAUAAAUAAGGAUAACAAAAAAAAAAAGAAGAAGAAGAAGAAGGAAGAAAACAUAGUAAGGAUCCGGUUUUUUUUUGUUUUGGUUUUUGGUUUUUUUUUCCUCUCUAUAUAUAUAUAGAGUAAUUAAAUGUGGCACCUUAUUUGGAGUGGGUUUACACAGUGUGUCCCUAAGUUCCAUUUGGGAACUUGCACUUGUUGUCCAGGAGACCUGGAUGGGUUCAGGGUGAGGGCGGGGAACGAGGCGAGGGAGGAAGGGCAGAGCCCAGCACCUGUGCUAGCACUUUGUGGAGAGCUGGAGUGUGGAGGAUGCACCCUGAGCCCAAACCUGCCGUGCCUUGAGCACCCGGGGAUGCCGCUGGCUCCAGCAAGUUUUGGGUGUGCAAGGAAAGGAGGGUCAGACCCAUUACAUAACCUUGUGUUUAUUUCCUUUUUUUUUUUAAUUUCUUUUUUGGCUAAGGUAUACAGGUGUGGCAAGUGCAUUUGUUCUCACCCCAUCUUUAUUUAAUUCACUAUGUUCACAAGAGAUUUAUUUCCCCCCCAAAACCUUGCUGUAUAAAAUGAAUGUUACUGCACUGAACUACAAAAAGAAACCCCCUUCUCUUCCCCCAAGAAAACACAGAGCAGUUUGUCAGCCUGAACUCAUUUUAUCCUAAAUUCCGAGUGACACAAACUGGAGGCCGUAGAUAAACACCUUGCUGUGCAACCAGAAACAAUUAACCCAGUUGGGGUAAGUUUCCCAUAUGGGUUUUUCCCUCAUCCCAUGCUCAAAUACCGCGUUUUCCCUUUCUGGAGACAAACCAGACACCAGAUAAUCACACAGAUAAUAAGGCUUAAACUAAGACCUUGCCUAGAUAUUUUUAGUUUGUUGCCAAGGUAGCACUUUGAGAAAUCUCACUUGAAUGUUAUGUAAGAGGUGAGACACCACAGCCUGGCAAGGAGUGUGUGCGUGUCCGGAGUCCGUCAGUCCGUUUGGUGCAUCUGCUGCUGCUGUUGCUACUGUUUGCCUCAAACGCUGUGUUUAAACAACGUUACAAAAAAAAAAAAUCUUACUAGCCUACAGAGUGGCUGUAUGUAAAUAGUUGUUAAUACAUCCAAUUAAUGACGUCUGACAUGCUAUUUUUGUAGGGAGAAAAAUAUGUGUUAAUGAUAUUUUGAGUUAAAUAUCUUUUGGGAAGAUUUGCUAAAAAGUUGCACUUUUGUUACAAUGCUUAUGCUUGAUACAAGCUUAUGCUGUCUUAAAUUAUUUAAAAAAAUAAAUCCUGUCUGCAAGAAACCAGCUGUUUUAGAACAGUUUAAUAUGUGAUACAUUAGAAAUCAAUCUUUAUAUUCAGUAUUUUCCAGCACUCCAUGAAUUCUAUUAUAUAAAUAUUUCCACACUAUUUUGUGAUUUAAAAAAUUCUUAAUAAGGAAUAAAAACUUUAAUAUACAAAA
Passer montanus (Eurasian tree sparrow) is the source of this 3460-nucleotide messenger RNA. It is a transcript of the gene BHLHE41, whose product is annotated as basic helix-loop-helix family member e41. Lineage: Eukaryota; Metazoa; Chordata; Aves; Passeriformes; Passeridae. The coding region runs from base 293 to 1768 and encodes 491 amino acids. Gene Ontology annotation, cellular component: nucleus. The record is from RefSeq and is a predicted model, not a curated record. The transcript is spliced from 4 exons. Gene Ontology annotation, molecular function: RNA polymerase II cis-regulatory region sequence-specific DNA binding; DNA-binding transcription factor activity, RNA polymerase II-specific; protein dimerization activity. Gene Ontology annotation, biological process: regulation of neurogenesis; circadian regulation of gene expression; anterior/posterior pattern specification.